Molecule: messenger RNA, 1940 nt
Organism: Pistacia vera
Lineage: Eukaryota; Viridiplantae; Streptophyta; Magnoliopsida; Sapindales; Anacardiaceae
Product: probable anion transporter 6, chloroplastic
Exons: 15
Coding region: 146-1762 (538 amino acids)
Biological process (GO): transmembrane transport
Molecular function (GO): transmembrane transporter activity
Source: RefSeq, a predicted model, not a curated record
UCAACCACCUCAAGCCGUUAAACUUUUGCCUUGCCAUUCCAUGACUUCUCUCUUCUCAACUAAAACAAAGAAAACACUAAACACCACUCUCUACUUUCUGUAUAUUUCCUUGCCCUUCCUCUAAACUCACUCGAAACUCAAAGGAAUGGCCAGACUUACACUCAGAGCAGACAACUUUUGUCUUCUUUCUAACAGUGCAAGCUCUCAGAGAUUAAUCCUUAACAAUCCCACUUCAUUCAACCGCCAUAGUGUUCUUUCAUUUCCUGCUAAACAUGGUUUGAGGUUCAGAGUUUUAUGUGGCAUCAAAGAGAAGGAAAAUGUAAGUGAAAUUGGGGAGUUUGAUGGAGUACUUACUGGUCUACGAGUGGAUGAACUUGAGCGAGCGGGUUCGGUUUCAGAAUCAGAGGGAGAAUUAGGCCACACAAGCGGGUCUGGAGAAGUGGGUUUUGAGUCGAAUUGGCCGCCGUGGAAGGAUAUUCCUCAGAGAUAUAAACUUAUUGGAACUACUUCGCUUGCGUUUGUUAUUUGUAACAUGGAUAAGGUGAACUUGAGCAUUGCAAUAAUUCCAAUGUCACACCAGUUUGGGUGGAAUUCAUCAAUGGCUGGAUUGGUUCAAUCAUCGUUCUUUUGGGGUUAUGCAUUGAGUCAGUUGCCUGGGGGUUGGCUUGCCAAGAUAUUUGGUGGGAGGAGAGUGCUUGAGAUUGGAGUGCUGACUUGGUCCCUGGCUACAGCACUUGUACCUCUUCUUGCUGGAUUUAUGCCUGGAUUAGUCCUGUCACGCAUUUUGGUUGGAAUAGGAGAAGGUGUUUCCCCAUCAGCUGCUACUGACCUUAUAGCCAGGUUUAUACCUUUGGAAGAGCGCUCACGUGCUGUAUCUUUUGUCUUUAGUGGACUCAGUGUUGGCAGUGUUACAGGGCUUCUAUUGGCUCCUCCCCUUAUUCAAAAUCUUGGCUGGGAAUCUGUAUUUUACUUGUUUGGCUUCUUUGGGAUAGCAUGGUUUUCAGGGUUUCGGUUUCUUAGAGAAGCAGAAACUUCGAAUGAGUUUGAAACCAUUGCACAGUCCCAAUCUAUCAAUAAGGAGAAAUCAUGGACUACUUAUCUGGAAGAAUGGGGUGGAUCUUUGAAGGAUGUACCAUGGAAAGCAUUUUUCCGGAGUCAAGCUGUAUGGGCAAUGAUAUAUACUCAUUUUUGUGGAAGUUGGGGUCACUACACUUGUCUAUCUUGGCUUCCUACUUAUUUUAGUGAGGAGCUGAAUCUAAAUUUGACAGAAGCUGCAUGGGUUUCCAUCCUUCCUCCAUUGGCUUCAGUAUUUGUGACUAGCAUUGCCGCACAACUUGCUGAUAACUUGAUUGCCAAUGGUGUUGAAACCACCACGGUGCGAAAGAUUUGCCAAACUAUUGCCUUUUUGUCUCCUGCUGUCUGCAUGACUCUAUCUUCUUUGGAUCUAGGGUUGCCACCUUGGGAAAUUGUGGGUAUUCUCACAGCUGGCUUAGCCCUUUCAAGCUUUGCCUUGUCAGGACUUUAUUGUACCCAUCAAGAUAUUUCUCCUGAAUAUGCAAGUAUACUUUUGGGUAUUACCAACACUGUUGGGGCAGUACCUGGAAUUGUUGGUGUUGCCCUAACCGGUUACCUCCUUGAUUCAACUCACUCAUGGAGUCUGUCAUUGUUUGCACCAUCAAUCUUUUUCUACCUGACUGGUUCAAUUGUAUGGCUGGCAUUUGCAAGUAGUAAGCCUCAGAACUUCUCCACAAAAGAUCAUUGACCUCAUUUCAAUUCUUUGUAUUGGGUUUGGAGUAGAGUAUCCAAACUGAGAGUACAUAAUUCAGCAAUAUUUCUAACACCAUUUCUUCCACUAGCUGGGAGGAGAAAUGUACCUUCUCCGCUGAUCUGAACACACACACACACACCACCAAACCAACCAAAAAAAAAAAAAAAAAAAA